This is a messenger RNA of Rattus rattus (black rat), 3287 nucleotides long. RefSeq names its product GRB2 associated binding protein 2 (gene Gab2). The record is from RefSeq and is a predicted model, not a curated record. Lineage: Eukaryota; Metazoa; Chordata; Mammalia; Rodentia; Muridae. The transcript is spliced from 10 exons. Bases 162 to 2156 code for a protein of 664 amino acids.
CGCAGGCAGCCGAGCCGCGCGCCUCGCCGCCUCGUCCUCGCCGGGGCUGCCCGGCCCCUCCCUCCCCCCGCGAGCUGCGCACCGGCAGCCGGCUGACCCAGCAGCCCGCGCCCGCGCCCUUGUCCGCGCGAGCCGGCGGCGGGCUCCAGUCAGCGGGCGACAUGAGCGGCGGCGGCGACGACGUGGUGUGUACCGGCUGGCUGAGGAAAUCGCCUCCGGAAAAGAAGUUGAGGCGCUAUGCCUGGAAGAAACGCUGGUUUAUACUGCGGAGUGGCCGGAUGAGUGGAGACCCAGAUGUUCUGGAAUACUACAAGAACGAGCACUCCAAGAAACCCCUGCGGAUCAUCAACCUGAACUUCUGUGAGCAGGUGGAUGCAGGCCUGACCUUCAACAAGAAAGAGCUGCAGGAUAGCUUUGUGUUUGAUAUCAAGACCAGCGAGCGCACGUUUUACCUGGUGGCUGAGACAGAGGCUGACAUGAACAAGUGGGUCCAGAGCAUCUGCCAGAUCUGCGGUUUCAAUCAGGCCGAGGAGAGCACAGACUCCCUGAGAAACCUUUCUUCAGCCAGUCACGGUCCCCGCUCUUCUCCAGCUGAGUUCAGCUCCAGUCAGCACCUGCUCCGAGAACGGAAGUCCUCAGCCCCUUCACACUCUAGCCAGCCCACUUUAUUCACAUUCGAGCCCCCUAUGUCAAGCCACAUGCAGCCUGCCUUGUCCACCAGUGCACCUCAGGAGUAUCUCUACUUGCACCAGUGCAUAAGCAGAAGGACAGAAAACUCAAGGAGUGCCAGCUUCUCUCAGGGCACCCGGCAGAAGAGUGAUACAGCCGUGCAAAAACUUGCCCAGAGCAAUGGACACUGUAUCAAUGGAGUCAGCAGUCAAGUCCAUGGUUUCUAUAGCCUUCCCAAGCCAAGCCGACACAACACAGAAUUCAAAGACAGUACUUAUGAUCUCCCGAGGAGCCUGGCGUCACAUGGCCACACCAAGAGCAGCCUCACAGGGUCUGAGACUGAUAACGAGGAUGUGUACACCUUCAAGAUGCCCAGCAACACCCUGUGUCGGGAGUUUGGAGACCUCCUUGUGGACAAUUUGGAUGUUCCAACCACCCCUCUCUCAGCCUACCAGAUCCCUAGAACAUUCACACUGGACAAGAAUCACAAUGCCAUGACAGUGGCCACUUCUGGAGACUCAGCCAUAGCUCCCCCACCCCGGCCACCCAAGCCAAGUCAAGCAGAAACACCUCGAUGGGGCAGCCCUCAGCAAAAACCUCCGAUCGGCGAGAAUAGCAGAUCUGUAGCUGCUACUAUCCCCAGGCGCAAUACCCUCCCUGCAAUGGACAACAGCCGGCUCCACCGAGCUUCCUCCUGUGAGACCUAUGAAUACCCAACACGAGGCAGCGGAGAGAGUGCCAGCUGGUCUGCUGAAUCUCCAGGAAAGACUGCCGUGGGUCGAUCAAACAGUGCCAGCUCUGAUGACAACUACGUGCCCAUGAACCCAGGUUCUUCUACCCUGCUGGCUAUGGAACGAGCCGGGGACAAUUCCCAGAGUGUCUACAUACCCAUGAGCCCAGGGCCUCAUCACUUUGAUCCACUUGGAUACCCAUCCACAGCCCUUCCUAUUCACAGAGGCCCCAGCCGAGGAAGUGAGAUCCAGCCACCCCCAGUCAACCGAAACCUCAAACCUGACCGAAAAGCAAAGCCAACACCCCUUGACCUGAGAAACAACACUGUCAUCGAUGAGCUCCCCUUCAAGUCACCUGUCACCAAGUCUUGGUCCAGGAUCAACCACACCUUUAACUCCAGUUCCUCCCAGUACUGCCGUCCUAUCUCCACACAGAGUAUCACCAGCACAGACUCAGGAGACAGUGAGGAGAACUAUGUCCCUAUGCAAAACCCAGUAUCUGCAUCCCCUGUUCCCAGUGGCACUAACAGCCCUGCUCCCAAGAAGAGUACUGGCAGUGUGGAUUACCUAGCCCUGGACUUCCAGCCGGGCUCCCCAAGCCCUCACCGCAAGCCAUCCACAUCAUCUGUCACAUCGGAUGAGAAGGUAGACUAUGUCCAAGUGGAUAAAGAGAAGACGCAGGCCCUGCAGAACACCAUGCAGGAGUGGACAGAUGUACGGCAGUCCUCAGAACCUUCCAAGGGUGCCAAGCUGUGAUGAAGGGGGCCACCGAGUUCAAGAGCCAUGAGGCAGCUGCCCAGACUGCCUCUUCUGUCACCUUCUUCUCCAUUUCUUCCUACACCUCCUCUCCCCUGUACCACUUUCAGCCUUCAAAGCACUCAACGUCAGGGACCUGACCCUUUCCCAUCAGAGGCAAGGGCCUGGUAGAGACACUUCCUCUGCCACUUGGGUUCCACCUAUGACUUCUGUCAAAAGUAGCUGUGCCUCCACCACCUUAGUUAGGAGCUGUUGCCAAAAAUGCUUCCUGCUUUGGACCCAUUUGUCUGCUGCUUGGACUCUUGGAGGGAGGGCUGAAGCUCUGAGCUAGGCUCAUGCCUCAUGUCUGCUCACCGCUCUCUACCCUCUACCUCAGGGCUGCUUCUCCAUCCCCAGCAGAGGAUGAUAACCCAGUGAGCCAAGAACCAGCAGACCAAAGUACAUAUGGGCUUUCAUAUCCCUGCUAUUUUGGCAAGGAAAAGGCAAGGUGCCACAAGAAGAAAUAGUUGAUAGUGGAAGUCGGAAGUUGCCUUGAGGAAGAAAUUAGGCCCCAGACAUGGGAGUGUAGCUGAUAACUUGUUGGGUGGUACCCAGUAUCAGGCCAUGGUGUACCUCUGCUAUAGACUGGGAGAGACAAAGUAUGAAAGACAGCAGGAAGGAAAACUGAUAAUGAUAAGCAACCAGGACAGCAAAGAGCAGAAGUCUUUGAGGUGACAAAGCUUGGAGCUAGAGGACUCUGCCACUCUGGGACAGACAGUCCUCUUCCCUGGCCCUGAUGAAGAGAUGAGACAGAGUGAGGAAGACAGCAGCAGGUUAUGUGGGGGGAGAAGGGCAGGAGGAUCCUGGGACAGGAGUGUGCUAGGCACAGGGCAGUGCGGGGACACUGCCAUGGAAAGAAAGUUUCUAGUAGGUAGGAGGGUGCAGAGAUGACUUAGGGACCAGGAAGCAGGCAAGACAUGUAGCAAGUGAGGACGUGUGUCCAAAGGGCCUGGUGGGGAGCCCAAGGCCACACGCAGGAGUACAGCAGGGAGCAGAAUGAGGAGUCAUACUUUGACCAAGGAAAUCUAGAGAGCACAUAAGGGUCUGGGCGAUGGCUUGUGCCAGACAGAAGCACCUCUGACCUAGUGCCAG